UAAAGGCAGCUACCCCACUGCAUGAAGCACAGACUUGGAGGAAACUUCAGAGCCUCUCCAAGAUGCUGGUUGUUCUGUUCACAGCGGCCUUGCUGGCCCUGAGCUCUGUUCAACACUUCAGUGAAGGAUUCCCCCAAGGACACCCUCCCAACCAAGGUUUUGGUCCUAAACAAGGUCCUCCCCAGCAAGGCCCACCCCAGAAAGGCCCACCCCAGCAAGGUCCACCCCCACAGGGAGGCCCUCAGCAGAACCAAGGUCCUCAGCCUGGAAACCAGCAAGGCCCACCCCCACAAGGAGGCCCACAGCAGAACCAAGGUCCUCAGCCUGGAAAACAGCAAGGCCCACCCCCACAGGGAGGCCCACAGCAGAACCAAGGUCCUCAGCCUGGAAACCAGCAAGGUCCACCCCCACAAGGAGGCCCACAGCAGAACCAAGGCCCCCAGCCUGGAAACCAGCAAGGCCCACCCCCACAGGGAGGCCCUCAGCAGAACCAAGGUCCUCAGCCUGGAAACCAGCAAGGCCCACCCCCACAGGGAGGCCCACAGCAGAACCAAGGCCCUCAGCCUGGAAACCAGCAAGGCCCAUCCCCACAAGGAGGCCCACAGCAGAACCAAGGUCCUCAGCCUGGAAACCAGCAAGGCCCACCCCCACAAGGAGGCCCACAGCAGAACCAAGGCCCCCAGCCUGGAAACCAGCAAGGCCCACCCCCACAGGGAGGACCACAGCAGAACCAAGGCCCUCAACCUGGAAACCAGCAAGGCCCACCCCAACUAGGAGGUAGACCACAGGGACCUCCCCAGGGCCAGCGUCCUCAGUAAUGAACGAUAGAUCUCCAGAAAAAUGAGUAAGAAGAUAAUAACCUUGUUGGAUUGUGCAACUGGAAUAAUGUUACCAUAAUUUGUCUACAUAAUAACAAUUAAAUUGCAAGCAUAUAA
This is a messenger RNA of Mesocricetus auratus (golden hamster), 935 nucleotides long. Its product is annotated as acidic proline-rich protein PRP25-like. NCBI's taxonomy places the organism in Eukaryota, Metazoa, Chordata, Mammalia, Rodentia, Cricetidae. Bases 63 to 818 code for a protein of 251 amino acids. The transcript is spliced from 3 exons. The record is from RefSeq and is a predicted model, not a curated record.